CAAUCGUGAGCAUGAAUACCACUAUCAAGAGGAAUCGAUUAGUGUUAGGCCUUGACUAUGGCACUACAUACACAGGUGUGUCGUUUUGUGAGACCUCUGAAACCGAAUUGCUGGAGAAACAUAUUGAGGUAGUGAACGAUUGGCCCUCAAGGCAUACGAAGAUCGGUACGAAAGAGAAGGUCCCUAGUGAGAUUGCUUACCUUCCCGACGGCCAAAAGUGGGGCUCACUCAUCCCUUCAAACGUGCCUCGCUAUAUGUGGACAAAGUUACAACUUGAUCACUCGCAGGGGGGUGAAGCCGCCAAGAUUGUUGAAGAACAACAGCUCGUCUCGAACAGAAAGCCCGUUCGUAUAGUCGCUGAUUUCUUAUCACACGUCAAAAACCAUUUGCUCGGAAACCUGGACGAUCGUUAUGGGCGAGAACUGUGGACUACAUUAUCUCUCACCCUCGUCGUCACUGUACCAGCAGUAUGGUCUGAUGCCGCGAAAGAUCGCACCUUGAAGGCGGCACAUCAGGCUGGAUUCAACAAAGCGUUCUUCCCACGACUGGAGCGAACUAUUCUAGCAACAGAACCAGAGGCCGCGGCGAUUUACGUUAUCAGGUCUCUUCGUGGUACGACUCAGGACCAGCAUCUCGCUUUAAACGAUGGCUUAAUUGUCUGCGAUUUGGGUGGUGGUACAGUUGAUCUGAUUUCUUACCGCAUUGCGGAGCUUGGACCGACAAAGGUCGAAGAAAUCAGUGUCGGCACUGGAGACCAGUGCGGUGGCAGUUUCAUUGACCGCGCAUUUCUUCAUUGGCUUGAACGUCGGCUUGGCUCCGAUUACUUUAUCAAGAUUGCUGGCUGCUGUAGCGAGGAUAUACCACGGACCUCUCUUACCUCGAAGCUAGGCAGACUCGUUCAAGACUUUACUCUGGAAGCCAAAAGCGGGUUUUCGGGCACUGAAACCAACUUUCUAAGGCUCCCAGCUCCCCUCAACGUUAUUGAAGAAGAUCUUGCACGAGGCAUUGCCGACGGCGAGAUCAUGAUUACUCCUGAAGACAUGAUCGAGAUGUUUGAGUUUCCUGUUCGUCGGACUACCGAGCUUAUACUAGGCCAGCUAGUACAGGUACGGCGUCUUGACGACAUUCAACUCAAAUACCUAUUCAUGGUUGGUGGGUUCGCAGAAUCACCAUACAUGUACAACAAGAUCAAACAAUUGGCAGAAUCUGAAAACCUCAAGACAAUCAGACCACCACAUGCCUGGUCCUCUGUCGUAAGAGGCGCAGCAGCAAAAGGUCUUGAGUUGAACGAUCGCCAAUCAAUUCGAACUCGCAAAUGCAGAAGGCACUAUGGCACAGGAUGCGACCAAGCAUUUGUUCCUGGAAAGCAUCGCGAAGUGGAUUCUUAUAUUUGCCAGUACAGUGGGAUCAAGAAGGCACGAGGGCAAAUCGCCUGGCUUUUAGAGAAAGGCCAGGACUUACCUACAUCAAAGUCAGCUCAUGCGAAACUGCCCAUGUACAGUACAUUUGGACCAAACGUGAGCAGGAAAGUGCAGAUCCCCCUAUGGGCUGCUGAUAGCGAUCAAGCUCCAAAUCGCCAGAAACAUGCUGCUGCGUAUGAAGUUGCUACGCUAAGCGUUGAUUUUAGCAAAGUGCCGAAGUGCAAGUUCAAGAAGUAUCAGAGCGAAACGAAAGUCGGGUAUCAUGAGGUGCACUUUCAAGUGGAAGUUUUCGCAACGACUUCAUUGGAGUAUGCGAUGUCUAUUGAUGGAACACGUUAUGGAUCGGUGACCGCAAACUAUGUCUGAG
Molecule: messenger RNA, 1788 nt
Organism: Boeremia exigua
Lineage: Eukaryota; Fungi; Ascomycota; Dothideomycetes; Pleosporales; Didymellaceae
Exons: 3
Coding region: 12-1787 (591 amino acids)
Molecular function (GO): ATP binding; ATP-dependent protein folding chaperone
Source: RefSeq, a predicted model, not a curated record